UAUGGUUUUUAUCUUGAACAAACUUUACUGUUUCCAUACUUACAAAUUCCACCAGUAUGGUUCGAGCACACACCUCUUUAUAUUAUCAGGAAAUUAAACAAAUAGCCUACAUUGAUCCCAAAUUAUUAUUGUGUGUUCUUGGACACAGAACCUAGAUAAGCCGCGUCAGGAAUAUUUACAGUAUAUAUUUUUUUACGGGCUAUAUCGCGAGCGAUUCACCCUCAGGGGCCGGGCAUUUUUCCACCAAACAUGGCGGUUGAGACGUCUCAGGAGCUGCAAACAUGGGACUUUGUUGUGAUUGGACUUUACUUCCUCUUCGUUCUGUUGGUUGGACUUGGGUCCAUGUUCAGGUCCAACCGUGGCAGUGCUGAGGGAUACUUCCUUGCUGGCGGUGCUAUGCUAUGGUUCCCAGUUGGAGCCUCCUUGUUUGCCAGUAACAUCGGCAGCGAGCAUUUCAUUGGAUUAGCUGGAUCAGGGGCAGCAUCAGGCAUAGCAGUGGCAGCAUUUGAACUCAAUGCACUGAUCAUAGUUCAGCUGCUAGGAUGGGUGUUUCUGCCUGUCUACUUAGCAGGAGGCGUCUUCACCAUGCCAGACUACCUCCAGAAACGAUUCGGCGGGAAACGCAUCCAGAUGUACGUAGCCCUGCUUUCGCUGGCGCUGUACAUUUUCACUAAAAUAUCGGUGGAUCUGUACUCCGGAGCACUGUUUAUUGAGCAGGCACUGGAUUGGAAUUUAUAUGUAGCAAUUGUUUCUCUUCUGGCAAUUACAGCUUUAUACACUGUUACAGGUGGUCUGGCUGCUGUUAUAUUCACCGACACUCUACAAGCUAUUAUCAUGUUGAUUGGUGCUGGAGUGCUGUGUGUAAUGAGUUUUGUAAAAGUGGGCGGGUACACGGGCCUAAAGGAGAAAUACAUGUCCCCCGUUGCCUGGGCCAACAUCUCCAUACUAGACCCCACCAACGAGUGCGGCAAACCCCCCAACGAUUCCUUCAGCAUGAUGAGGGAGCCCACCGAUCCUGAGCUGCCCUGGCCAGGUUUUGUCUUUGGGCAGUCUGUGGCAUCCAUUUGGUACUGGGCUACGGACCAGGUAAUUGUCCAACGAGCCUUGUCAGCUAAGAACCUCUCCCACGGCCAAGGCGGUACCCUGAUGGCCGGUAUCCUAAAGAUCUCCCCCAUGUUCUUCAUUGUCAUGCCCGGCAUGAUCAGUAGGGUGUUGUACGCUGAUGUUGUUGGGUGUGCUGACCCUGCUGUAUGCAUGGCAGAAUGCAACAGUGAAGCAGGCUGCUCCAAUCUAGCCUACCCACUGCUCGUCAUGAACAUCUUACCAACAGGAGUUCGAGGCCUGAUGCUGGCUGUCAUGUUGUCAGCCCUCAUGAGCUCCCUGACCUCCAUCUUCAACAGCGGCAGCACCAUCUUCACCAUGGACAUCUGGCGCAAACUCCGCCGCUUCCCAAGCGACCAGGAGAUGCGGACGCUGGACAAAAAGACACGGCGUCGGUGGGAAACAGAACUCAUGAUUGUUGGACGAGUGUUUGUGUUGGUCCUGGUGGGUGUCUCUAUUCUCUGGGUGCCUGUGGUCCAAUCCUCACAACAAGGCCAGCUGUUCCAGUACAUCCAGCAGAUCUCAGCCUACUUGGCUCCACCCAUCGCCGCCGUCUUCAUACUGGCUGUGCUGUGGGAGCGCAUUAAUGAGCAGGGUGCAUUUUGGUCACUGAUGGUAGGCCUUGCAGUUGGCAUCACACGCAUGAUCCUGGACUUUGUCUACGCCAGCCCAGGUUGCGGUCAGGAGGACAAGCGACCGCUGGUGGUCCAGAAACUCCUGUUUCACUACAUGUACUUUGCGUUGCUACUCUUUGUUCUGACAUGUGUAGUGGCCAUUUGCGUCAGCUACGGGACGGAAAAAGUACCCUCAAAAUACCUCUACCGUCUUACUUACUUCACACGCUUCAACACCAAAGACCGCCACGACAUCAACAACUUCAUCUACAAGCGCAAGGGGUCCAUCGACUCCGCUAACAACUAUGCCAAGGAUAACAUUGCGAUGGAUUUGAUCAACGCACAUGAAGAAGUGGAGAUGAAGGACAGGGCACCCUCCAUCGAUGAUGAGAAGAGCGAUUACUUGAAGGACGAAGGCGUUAAGGCUUCUGAUAACUUAAGGAGCCGAUCUGAAUCCGGCGACAGCCACGCGGAGCAUCACUCCCUCUUCCGCAAGUCCUACGAUUGGUUCUGUGGAUUCUCCACCAAUGACCCUGAGGCGGAGAUGACCAAGGAGCAAUGUCGCAAGGAGGAGCAAAAGAUGAUGGCUAAAAUCCACCAGACCCGAGUCCAGAAGGCCAUCCUGAAUCUUUUCCUCGUGAUCGUCUUGGGCGUCGCAGUAUUCAUGUACAGUUUCUGGGCUUGAAGACAAAGCCUCUCAUAGCAAAUUUGCACAAAUGCUGGCGACACAUCCAUGCAGGCAUUGCUGGCAAACUUAACUUAACAGUGUUGCAGUGCAGGUCCUUGUUGUGGAUCGAUAUGACAUCAUAAGUCCAGUCACCAGUAAAAUAUCUGUCAAUUCACAUGUCCAGUCAAUAAUAAAGGAAUGCCUUUAUCGGAGUCCAUUUCAACAGCUUGUGAGUUGACUUGGGACUGGAUAAUUUGUGACAGACUUGUGAUGACUGCUACUUAACAAAUGGAAGGGCCGUUUCACUGUGGUUCCAUUUUACAUCAGACUGACAAAUUUUCCUCAUUUUCUUCAGGUUGGCAAUUUCUACACAUGUUAUAAUUCUUUGACUUUAGUUUUUUACAUUUUUAUUUGUAUUGAUUUCAGUUCAUGCAUUCCAUACUAAAAAUAAAAAACUUAAUGUAAUUAAUACAGAACACUAAUCUUCUAGAAAUGUACAGAUAAGUGUGAAAAAAAUAACAAUCAGCAUUUUUUUGUCCUUGUAUAAAUCUAUUAGAAAUUAGAUUGUAAUUCAGUUUUUUUUAUAAUAAUGAAAAUACAUGUACAGUAGUGCAGUGUUAGUUGACUGAUUUUCAGUCAUGGUUGACUAGCAUUGUCACAGAUCGGGACCAAAAAAAGGAAGUAUUUCUUUAUUUAGUGAUUCGCGACAGAUCGGGACCAAAAAAAAAUGAAGUAUUUCUGUAUUCAGUGAUUCAUGCAAACUUUUCAGCGCACAGUCUUGUGUUCACUAGCAAUAUCAGAGCCUUGUUAUAUUCAAUGUUUAAAAGCACAUUGGAUCAUUCGCAUACAUGUAUCCCAAAAGUUGCAUGUACCUACCAAAUUAUUAUCCAAAAGCUUGCUUGAAUUAAAGAUCGUACUGGCACUAAACACCCUGUGCAAUGAUUUUGUCUGGCUUGCAGUCAUUUAGAAGAAAUCAAGAAAUGAAGGUGAUUUCCAACGAUCAGUCAAUUGAUUGAUUUGUUGGAAAUAAAGAGUAACAUUAACAAAAUCGUGUUUUGCGAUCGAAACUUUGCGUGCGGUUUUUUAUGUUUUCUCAAAAAGGGUAAUAUCUGCUGAGCUGAAACUUAGACAAUUUACGUUUGAACAUUCUUUUUUUGGAUUUAGAGCAUGUAGAGUGGUGUUAUAAUUGGAAACGAACAAAAUGCAUUCAUGAAGUGCAAAUGAUCCUGUGCCUUUGAACUUUCUUAGCUGCAUCAAAUAUAUUUGUAUCCAAUUUGCCAAGUAAAAUUCUGCUGACAACCAACCACAGCAA
Molecule: messenger RNA, 3694 nt
Organism: Patiria miniata (bat star)
Lineage: Eukaryota; Metazoa; Echinodermata; Asteroidea; Valvatida; Asterinidae
Product: sodium/glucose cotransporter 1-like
Exons: 14
Coding region: 250-2400 (716 amino acids)
Biological process (GO): transmembrane transport
Cellular component (GO): plasma membrane
Molecular function (GO): D-glucose:sodium symporter activity
Source: RefSeq, a predicted model, not a curated record